Molecule: messenger RNA, 1437 nt
Organism: Pyricularia grisea
Lineage: Eukaryota; Fungi; Ascomycota; Sordariomycetes; Magnaporthales; Pyriculariaceae
Exons: 2
Coding region: 1-1437 (478 amino acids)
Molecular function (GO): glycerate kinase activity
Source: RefSeq, a predicted model, not a curated record
AUGUCUCAGCUCGAUAUUCCCAGCCCUGCUGUCACUGACGAAGCCGACAGUGAGGAGCCGUGCCCACAUACGCCCAACUUUACAGAGCCGAUUCCCUUACAGACGCAAACCGACAUGGGAAUCGUACACCUGCCCGAGCCGAAUGGCCUGAAGAUUCUUGUAGCACCUGCAGCAUACAAAGGUUGCCUCCAACCCGACACGGCCGCCGAUUGCAUCAGUGCUGGUAUUCUUUCAGUCGUACCCGACGCCCGCAUCCGUAAGCUUCCUUUGAUUGAUGGUGGCGAGGGCUUCACCCGUGGCAUCGUCACCGCCACUGGUGGUAGCAUCCAUCAAGUUAUGGUUUCCGGUCCACUCAACGAGCCUGUUCAAGCCUUCUUUGGUAUGAUUGGUCAUUCUGAUCUGCACACAAACCCCAUCGAGCGAGAGAGGACUGCCAUUAUCGAAAUGUCAGCCGCUGCAGGCCUCAGUCUGGUACCGGCGGAUCUUCGCAACCCGUGCGUGACAACAACAUACGGAGUCGGCAAACUCGUCCUGGCCGCAAUGGAAUCCGGUGCACAGCGUAUUAUCAUCGGCUGUGGAGACUCAGCCACCUGUGACGGUGGUGCCGGUAUGCUGCAGGCCCUGGGCGCAGUGCUGUUGGAUGAAAAUGGUCGAUCGUUGCCCAUAGCCAAGGGCGGAGAGUCCAUCUUGCGACUUCACCGGGUAGAUAUCGCCAAUCUCGACGCCCGUAUCGCCAACGGCUCCGUUCAGAUCGAAGCUGCGGUCAACUGGAAGAAUGUACUCACUGGUCCCAAGGGCCAGGCCCGCAUCUAUAGCGAGCAAAAGGGGGCAACUCCAGACCAGAUCGAGUUGCUUUCAAGCGCCAUGGACGCGCUGGCCUUUGCAGCUGCCGGAAGUCUACACAGCACCCCCGAAAUUGUGGGCAAGAUACCAGGCUCUGGCGCUUCCGGCGGCAUGGGAACGGCAUUGCUGUUGAUGGGUGGUAGGCUUCGGGCCCGGUGCGAUGUAAUGGACGAAUUCCUCCCGCCACUCGAUACCCUUUUUGACGACACUACCGACAGUUUCGACCUAGUCAUCACCGCCGAGGGUGGACUAGACUAUCAAACCCCAAGAGGCAAGAUGCCAGCAGAGGUGGCUCGACGCGCAAGCAGUCGCAAUAUCCCAGUUGUGGCCAUUGCGGGUACCAUUGGUACCGGUGCGGCUGACAAUCUGUCGGUCGGCAUCAAGGCGUAUGCUUGCAUGUUACAGGGGCCUUCGACAUUGGCCGAGGCCAUGGUGCCAGCGAGGGCAAGACAGUUACUAGAGGAGAGUGCGGCCAGUGUCAUGCGGACGGUACUUGUUGGUAUGCAGAUGGCAGAGACAAAAUCGGCCAGAGAAUCCAUCCAAAACAAACACCUAAUGGAUGUGACAGGCCUCGGUGUCGUUCGUUAUCUUUGA